AUGGCAGCUAAAGUAGGAGAAGAACGCUUUGUCUUUGAGACUGAAUGGUUUGAUGCCUAGGCCUCUUUGAUCAGAAAAUAUCUCUUUACAUUCUACCCAGGAGAUAGAACUAUCGAAAUGUACGAUCUCAAGAAUAAGAAAGUUUUCUUAAAGAGAAUGGCAUGCCCAGGAGUUUCCAUGGAUGAGCUAUUUAUUGGAUCAAUCAUCACUGUCUAUGCAAGAUAACUAAAGCUUGUAGAAUAUGGAGAUCUAUUCACUAGACAAAGAUUUGAGAGCAAAAGACAAAGAACCUUUGCUAUGAUCAAACCUGAUUCAUAUACUAACACUGGGAAGAUUAUCGAUGCUAUCUAUUAAAACGGUUUCGUGAUCAGCAAGCUAAAGAUGGGCAGAUUCAGUAAUGAAAGUGCUGGAUAAUUCUAUGGUGAACAUAGAGGAAAGUCUUUUUAUAAUGGCCUGAUUGAUUUUAUGACAAGUGAUGUAGUCACAGGUAUUGAACUUGUCGCUGAAAAUGCAGUUGAAAGAUGGAGAUAACUUAUUGGACCAACUAAAACUUCAGUUGCUAAAGUAUAAAAUCCAAACACAAUCAGAGCAAUUUUCGGCACUGACGACACAAAGAAUGCUGUACAUGGCAGUGACUCAGGUCCAUCCUGGAAACGUGAGACUGAUAGCUUUUUCAGUCCAAAUGUUAAACAUUCAGCCUAUUACACAAGUUGUGCUGUCUGUGUUAUAAAGCCUCAUGCAGUUGCAAGUGGAGAUGCUGGAAAAAUCAUCGAUAUUAUUCUAGAAGAAGGCUUUGAAGUCUCAGCAAUGGAGAUGUUCACUCUUGAUAAGCCUACUGCUGAGGAAUUUUUAGAAGUUUAUAGAGGAGUGUUGCCAGAGUUUGUAGCACUUAUUGAAUAAAUGACUCAAGGACCAUGCAUUGUAAUGGAAAUCAGAUAAGAAAAUGCAGUCAAAGCAUUCAGAGACUUAGCUGGUCCAAUGGAUCCUGAGAUCGCAAAAAAUCUUAGACCCAACACUCUUAGGUAAUAAUAUUUAUUCUUAAACUAUCGUUAUAGAGCAAGAUUUGGUUUAGACAAAGUUAAAAAUGCAAUUCAUUGUACAGAUCUGCCUGAGGAUGGAUCUCUUGAAUCAGAAUACUUCUUUAGUAUAAUGCAAAAAGAAUGA
This is a messenger RNA of Stylonychia lemnae, 1164 nucleotides long. NCBI's taxonomy places the organism in Eukaryota, Ciliophora, Spirotrichea, Sporadotrichida, Oxytrichidae. The record is from the annotation of a GenBank genome assembly.